Messenger RNA from Pseudonaja textilis, 3392 nucleotides. NCBI's taxonomy places the organism in Eukaryota, Metazoa, Chordata, Lepidosauria, Squamata, Elapidae. The record is from RefSeq and is a predicted model, not a curated record.
GGAGGGGCGGUGGAGAAAUGAACUAACCGCCGCAGCGAAAGUUCCAUUGACCAGAACAAGAUGAACUGGAACAACAUUUUGACAGGAUUUCUACAGUUAAAUUUCUUUCAAGUGGUCAUUUCUCAUUGCAUGGUAUAUCAGAUUCCUCCACAGACCUUUGAAAUGCCCUGUAUACCAACUAUGGCAGAGGAUGGUUCCACUUGGCAGGAUGUGCAUGGUACAAUUGGAGACAAUGCCACUGUAUUGGUGGCUGGAGAGAAUUUCUUAUGUUGCCACUGGAGUGAUACAUAUAUGAAUUGUUUUGCAUACACUGCAGAAAUGGAAGCCAAAGCACUUAUUUCUUCAAGAAUUGUUGGUUCAACACUUCAGCAGAUAGAUUCAUUUUGGAAUCUGCAGUUUUGGACUAAUGAAACCACAGAAGAAUUGUUUUGUAUUGUGAAAUUAUCUACUAAGUCACCUUAUUUGAAUGAAGACUUUACAGUUAACCUAUUCCAUGCAUUAACAGAUGCAUCACUGGAAAGUGCUUCUACAAAUUUACUAAAGGAAAAUUCUACAGUUACUCAUUGUAAUACUCUAAAAGCCCAAAAAUAUGAAUGUCAGAUAUCUUCAAUAAAACUGAAUCAUAUUUACAUUAUGUGGCUCAAGAUCACUAAUGGAACUAUAUUACUGCAGUCACCACUGAUGUCAGUCAAGCCUAUAGAUAUUGUAAAACCUGACCCUCCAUUAUAUCUGCAAGUUGAAAUGACAGAGACAGGACAAAUAAAAAUCUCUUGGUCUCAGCCAGCAUCUAAAUCCAAUUUAUUUCUAUACGAAGUGAAGUGUUUUACAAACUCAACUAAAAAUUUUCAACAGGUGGCUGAAAUUACCAUGGGAACAUCGCUGACCAUAAAUAAUGAAUUACUCAAAUCUUCAUAUAUAAUUCAGGUUCGAUGCAAGAAUCAUCAGGAAUUAGGUCUUUGGAGUGAUUGGAGCUCACCUUUUAACAUGGAUCUACAAGAUGUCAUGUAUUUCCCUUCCAAACUCCUAGCAAGUGUUGGAACAAACGUUUCUUUUUACUGUGUUUAUAAAACCAAAGACAAAAUGAUCUCAUCAAAGAAGAUAGUCUGGUGGUUGAAUUUAGCAAAAGAAAUCCCAAGUAGCCAGUACACUUUGGUGAAUGACUAUACUAGCAAAGUUACACUUACCAACUUGCCUGCAAUGAAGCCUGGAGGAAAAUUUCUUUUUAAUGCUUUAUACUGCUGUAAUGAAAAUAAGGAAUGUAAUCAUCGUUAUGCUGAACUAUAUAUAAUAGAUACUAAUAUCAAAAUCACGUGUGAAACUUAUGGCAACUUACAAAAAAUGACUUGUUCCUGGUCCAUCAACCCAGAUCCAAUACUUUUGGAGAGUACUUUGCUGUUAAGAUACUACAGAAACGAUAUAUACUGUUCAGAAUCUCCUAGCAUGCAUUCAGAUUCAGAGGUAAAAGGAUGCAAUUUGCGGAGGAAUAAUGUUUAUGAGUGCAUCUUUCAACCCUUUUACCUUCUCUCUGGAUACACUAUGUGGAUAGAGAUUAAGCACUCACUGGGAACAGUUACAUCAAGGCCAGUAUGUGUCCUUCCAAAAGAAGUAGUGAAGCCAUUCUCUCCCUUCAGUGUCAAAGCUGAGAUUACAGAGGACACUGGGCAACUGAAUGUGAGUUGGAAGAACCCUGAACUUCCAAAGAAUGACCUUCAAUAUCAAGUUCGAUAUGCGGCUAGUGGAGAAGAUAUUAACUGGAAGAUUCAGGAAGUUUCUGCUGUAUUGGUUACCACCGUGAGUAUUGCUGUACAAGAUCCCUGUAUAGUUUACAUUAUACAGGUGCGCUGCAGGAUGACUGAAGGAAUUGGCUAUUGGAGUGAUUGGAGCAGAUCUGCUUAUACAGUUGUUAAGGAUAUCAAAGCUCCUUUGAGAGGACCUGAAUUCUGGAGGGUUAUUAAUGAAGAUCCCAUUAUGAACCAGAAAAAUGUCACUUUGCUUUGGAAGCCACUGAUGAAGAAUCUUUCUUUAUGUAGUGUUCUAGACUAUGUAGUAGAGCAUAAUACAUCAGAAAAUAUUGUUUGGUCUGACUAUAUAGGAAAUGACACUACUUACACCUUUUCAUGGUCAGAAGAUAUACAUUCUGUUAAAAUUCUAGCAAUCAACUCAGUUGGACCUUCCUCUGUGAAUUUUAUUUUAACUCUUUCACAACAAAUAAGCACAGUAAACAUUGUGCAAACUCUGAAUAUCUACCCAAUGAACAGCAGUUGUGUAAUAAUGUCCUGGAUACUUUUACCUAUGGAUUAUGUGGUUACAUCCUUUGUAAUUGAAUGGACCAAUCUAAAUGAAGAAGAACAAAUUAAAUGGAUAACAGCUCCUUCUAAUACUAGGAGGCAUCAUAUAUUUGAUAACUUCAUACUCAUUGAAAAAUACAGAUUUAGUUUAUACCCAGUGAUUAAUGAAGGAGUCACAAAACCUGCAAUAACAGAAGGAUUUUCCAAAGAUGGAAUUGAAAAGCAGCACGAUGUGAACUUCUAUGUGAUUCUAUCCUUAAUGAUUUCAUGCUCAUUGCUGCUCCUUGGAGCAUUGUUGAUUUUGCAGCAUAGAAUAAAGAAAUUAUUGUGGGUUGAUGUCCCAAACCCAAAGAAUUGUUCCUGGGCACAAGGAGUUAAUUUCCAAAAGAGAAUGGACAUUCUUUGAAGUCUAAUCUUGGUCACUGCCCGCUGAACCAUUGUUCCAGCUCCCAGACUUCCUUUACAAGUUGUUAGAAGAAUUAUCUAUUUGAAUUCAGAAGACAGAAUUACUUUCCUAUCAUUUCAUUGUCUGCUGACUUUGUUCGUACAUAAUAGUGUUGGAAAUAAUUUUGUACAAAGGUUAUAUUAAUGGUACAUCAUUCUAGGAAUACUAUUUUUCAGCAAGGACAGGUUUUGUUGUGCAAGAGGAACACUUGAGAAUUCAAGGACAGUGGGUACUAUGUUAUAUUCCUUAAUAUAUUAAGUUCCCCUAGAAAACUGAUUAAGUAAGCUCAAAGAAUAGUCUGGGCAACGUAUCUUUAUGACUGGGCUGAAUGAAUAAAGCUGGGAUUAUGUGGUAGCUGGGGAAUGUUCCCAGCACCUGAUUUAGAAUGACGGGUAUAGUUAUAAAGCAUCAUAUUCUUAAAGCCAGCAAUAUCAAGGUUUCUUUAAUUCUACACAUUUCCCUAAAAUUAUUUUGUUUUCUAAAUAAGCAGGUGCUUAUUAUGGAACAUGUUUCUUACUUGGAGCAUCAUAAGCUGAAUCUUUAUAAGCAAUUAGUACAAAACAGCCAAAUAUUUGUACCCAAGACACACUCAGUGUAAGAGUUUUUCCUGAUUAUAGGUAGUCCUCAACCUAAUAACAAUUCAUUUAGUGAUUAUUCGA